Python bivittatus (Burmese python) is the source of this 4206-nucleotide messenger RNA. RefSeq names its product pleckstrin homology and RUN domain containing M1 (gene PLEKHM1). Lineage: Eukaryota; Metazoa; Chordata; Lepidosauria; Squamata; Pythonidae. The record is from RefSeq and is a predicted model, not a curated record.
GGCGAGGUGGAGUUGAAGGGACGCCAGGGGGGAAAGCUUUGGGGAGCAAAACCGUACGGAAGGUGUGGGAAAGAAGGGUGAAAAGGUUAUGUGAUGUCAGUGCGAGACAGAAGCAAAGAUAGACAUGCAUUCCAGCCACACAACUGGGAAUGGCUGCCGAGCACAGGAAGUUACCCAGUUAAUCAAGAAACAGCUGGUGAACUCCAUCAAGGCCCUGCAGAAGCAUUACGUGACCUCUGAUGCUCUUGUAACAAGUGAUGAUCGGGAUGCUAAUACACUUUGCUGUGUAUUGGAGGCCGUGUUUGUGCAUGGUUUGAAGACCAAGCACAUCAAAGCAGAAGUUGGAGCAAAAGGGAGAAAACAUGGGGGGCGCCUUCCCCAGCCAGUGUUCUGGGCCCUGCUAAAAUCUGUCACGCACAGAAACAUAAUUUCUGAGCUGGAACAAUUGGACUUCAUCAAUACAGAUGUGGGGCGUUGCCGUGCAUGGUUGAGGCUGGCUCUGAAUGAUGGCCUGAUGGAGUGUUACCUAAAACUCUUGCUUCAUGAAAAGGCUCAGCUCUCUGAAUAUUACCAUUCACCUGCUCUUCUUCUGGACACUGAGGAGGUUGAAUUUCUCCUCAGCUAUCUGCAGGGCUUGUCUUCUCUGGCCUUUGACCUCUCCUAUAAGUCAGCAGUUUUGAAUGAGUGGACCAUCACACCUUUAUCCUUGUCAGGCCUUUGCCCUGCCUUGGAACUGUUGGACCCUCUUGUGGGGCUGGAACCUCGAAGAAAGGAAUCGCUUAGUUCUCUCUCGCAGUCUUCUGGCUCUGAUGAAGUUGAAGCUCACCCAGCCAUCCUGCCUGUCCCUAAAAGUCAACAGGCAGAUAAACUCACAGCUUCCAACCUGAGCAUCAGCACAACAGGUUCCUCACAGCUCUCUUCCAGCCUUGGAUCUGACAGUGUUCUCCCAGCCAAUUCUGCCUGCACCCACAGCCCUGGCAGGGGUGAAGAGCCCAUCUCCAAUGACUCUGAACCUGACACAACAAAAGCAACAGCAGACCUGGACCGGUCCCUCCAAGAGGUCUUAGCAGAAUUUAGCAGAGCACAGAAAAAUUUGGAAUCUGUAGGAGUUCAUGAAGCUUACAUCCUCUCUCAGUCUUCCCCACCAGAGUACCCCUGCCCUGCCACCAGUUUCCGCACUGUGCACCUUCCUCGUACUGUAAUGGCAAAAUGCCCUGUUGAUGUCACACCACCUGCAAUGAUGACAAAUUCACAGCUUCCCAAUUUACCCAAGACUGGAGAACCUAUUAGUAGUACCAGUGUCCAGCAGGCUUCCAUGCUAGCCACAAUACCUGUGGCCAAAGAAGUUGUGGAUAUGUCCCAAACUCAUCGCAACAUCAAGAGAGGAGCUAAAGGCCGGACGAGUGAAGUCAGUAGUUAUGAAGGGAGCCUUCCAGGGACAGACCAGCUUCUUUCACCAGUCUCACCAGUGGUCUGUCCUAAAAGAAGCUGGAUCACUGAGGAUGAUUUUUACCUUCCUUCCCCUCCUGAGGAAACAGGAAAAAGCCUCUCCAGUUCUCCCAGCACCUCACUAGAGAGGCUUGCCAGUGGCCAACCUGCCAUGCUGUUGAGUGUCCCUGAUCAAGGCGAGCUCUCUGUGUCCUCCGCAGAGCCCAGCAAACACAAACUGUCUCCUGGGAGGGAGCGGAAGGGCUUUAGUGUUGUUCAUCGGAGACAAAUAGGUCUUUCCAAUCCAUUUCGGGGUCUCCUGAAGUUGGGGACCCUGGAACGUCGAGGGGGUAUGGGCAUCUGGAAGCAGUUCUUCUGUGAGCUCUCCCCUCUAGAGCUGCGGCUAUUUGUAGACUGUGAGGAGCGAGUAUGUGUGGAAAACUGUUCCCUGUUGAGAUGCGAGUCCUUAGGACGGUCUCACAGUGAUGGCCGCUUUGACCUGGUCUUUUCCAACAAACGACUGUGCCUUCGGGCUGCCUCUCAGGAUGAAGCAGAGGACUGGCUGGACCGGCUGCAUGAGGCCCUGAAAAAGUAUAGGCCACAACAGGAUGAAGGGUGGGAAACUCUAGAGUGCCCUGAGGCUGUGGAGGAUCCCGAGGAUUUCUCAGCAGGUGGACGGCCCGGUGAUUUGUCUUCCUUGGUGUAUGGUGGAACUGGCCCAACUGAGUUGGACUGGUCAUGUGCCUUGGCACCUGAGCUAGAUGCAGUCAAGGAGUCUGUCCUGUACUUGGAGGCUGAAAAAGCAUGGGUCCCUUUCGUAUUCUCCUUGUCCUUAGAAGCCUUGAAAUGCUUCAAAGCCAGAAAUGAUGAAAAGAUUCUGAGCAACAGCUUUGGAAUUGAGACCAUCCAAGAUAUCCUGCCAGAUGUGAGCCUGGGUGGACCCGCAUUUUUCAAGAUCAUCACUUCAAAAGCAGUGCUGAAGCUGAGAGCUGAGAAUGCAGAGGAGGCAGCUGAUUGGCGAGACCUGGUCCGCCGGGUGCUCAUGUCCUACCUGGAAAUGGCUGAGGAGGCCCUCACACUUGGAGGCAACCUGGAUGGCAAUUCACAGGCAAUCCUGAAGAAUACAGUUAAGGAGAAUGGAUACUUGCUGCAGUAUCUGGUUGCCAUCCCCAUGGAGAAGGGCCUGGACUGCCAAAGUUUCAUAUGUGCAGGCUGCUCCAGACAGAUUGGCUUUUCCUUUGUGAAGCCUAAGCUGUGUUCAUUCACUGGCCUCUAUUACUGUGACAAUUGCCACCAGGAUGAAGAGUCUGUGAUCCCUUCACGUCUGAUUCAUAACUGGGAUCUUUCCAGAUAUCCGAUUUGUUGCCAGGCCCUGAAAUUCCUAGCCCAAAUUCGAAAUCAACCCUUGAUUGACCUGAAGCUGGUGAAUGAAACCCUCUAUGACCAUGUAGACCAAAUGAGUCAGAUCUACAAGAGACGUGAGCAGCUGAAGCUGCUUGGAGACUACCUUGUCCUUUGUCGCAGUGGAGCUCUGAAGGAGAUCAGCAAGAGGCUUGACCACCGGCACUACCUCCUGGAGUGUCCCCAUAAAUACAGUGUGGCUGACCUGAGGCAGAUAUCAGACGGUGUGUUUGAAGCUUUUCUCCAGUCACUGAUCCAAUUUGCCUCCCACCAUGUCUACAGUUGUGACCUUUGUACUCAGAGGGGCUUCAUCUGCCAAAUAUGCAACAAAAAUGACAUCAUCUUUCCCUUUGAAUUUGAUACAACCACCAGGUGUAGUGAGUGCAAGACCGUCUUCCACAGUGGUUGCCAGGCAAAUACCAGUUUCUGUCCUCGUUGUGUCCGCCGGCAGAAAUACCACCAGCAACUGCAAGAAUCCCUUUAGAAAUGGUCUCAGCUGUAUCAGUCCUCUGGAUAAGAGUCUGGAGUUGGAUAAGAUUUUGGGGUACUCCAGAAGGCAAUUGGGAAAAGGGCUUAAUGGGCAGACGCUUAGGAGCAGUGGAAGGGCACUGCCAGCCACAGACUUUCUUCCAUCUGGGUUGUAGCCCUACAGCAACCAGUACAACCUCGCCGUCAGCUCUGGGGAAGGAACCCACAGAGAUGCUUCCUUGAACUGACCUAUUGCUGCCAUUAAUCUUCAUUCACUCUUGCCUUCCCAGCAAAUUCAUCCUUGUCCUUAAAUUUGGUGAAUACUGGAUAUAUUAAAGAGAUGUGUAGCAAGGACUCCCAAGGAGACCGAAUUGUAGUGGAUGCAUCUUGAUUUACAUUGCCAGAGAAAGGGAGUUUUGUUUUGUUUUUAACUGAUGCACUUUGCAGCAGAAUUCUCGUGCCUUCUGCACUUUACAGACUACUAUUGAAAUGUCCUGUGCCAAAAUGGCUGCUGCAUUCUUUAGAAAUGCAUUCCAUCCUGGGUGUCCUCCUCAAGCAAAGUGACCUUCUUAUAAAUAAGCUACCAUUCUUCUGUUCCUUUUUUUUAAUGCUAAGUCCGUGUAUUCCAAAUGUGAUUUUUAAUUCUUUUCUUUAAUUCUCCUAUGCAGAUAAUUAACUUUAUUUAAUAAAUAACUGAUUUCUUUUAUGAGUCUGUUACUUCUGCACAACAGCUUAUUUGCAUACUGACUGUUGACUUCUUGUAGGUUUAUGUUCACAGAGAGAUAAAUAACAUGGUGUAUUCAGGAAGAUGUUCCACAGAAUAUCUUAAUAACACUGAGGAGGAAAAGUUGAAGCCUGUAACUGGGAGGAGCCUUCAUUCAUUCAUUCAUUCAUUCAUUCAUUCAUUCA